Molecule: messenger RNA, 3005 nt
Organism: Centropristis striata (black sea bass)
Lineage: Eukaryota; Metazoa; Chordata; Actinopteri; Perciformes; Serranidae
Gene: pdlim5b
Product: PDZ and LIM domain 5b
Exons: 13
Coding region: 129-1937 (602 amino acids)
Biological process (GO): actin cytoskeleton organization; muscle structure development; heart development
Cellular component (GO): Z disc; stress fiber; filamentous actin
Molecular function (GO): muscle alpha-actinin binding; actin binding
Source: RefSeq, a predicted model, not a curated record
CAGGCUUAUAUGCGGAAGUUUCAGUUCCGCUCAGUCCAGUUAACUUCGAAACUGAGAACAGACGGACUACAGUCACGCUUCUUUCUCUCUGUGCACAGCAGACCCGGCUCCACAAGGCAAGGUGAAUCAUGAGCAGCUACAGCGUCUCCCUGGCUGGCCCAGCCCCCUGGGGCUUCAGACUGCAAGGAGGGAAGGACUUCUGUCUGCCCCUCACAAUCUCACGGCUCACUGAUGGAGGCAAGGCGGCCAGAGCCAAGAUGACUGUUGGAGACAUCAUUCUGUCCAUUAAUGGCAUUUCCACGGACAGCAUGAACCACCUCGAGGCUCAGAACAAGAUUAAGGCCUGCACAGGCAAUCUCAGCCUCACUCUACAGAGACCCUCUCCGAAAGAUGCCAUACCUAAGGACGAACCUCAAGAAAUCAUUAAGCCUGUCCCAAUCACUCACCCCGCCCCGAGCACCGCGUACACCAAGCCGUCGAGCCAGCCCAGUGCUGCUUACAACAAGACAGCCCGGCCUUUUGGCGGGGACAGCGGUGUGGUCACAGCUUCUUCCCCGGCCCCCCCCUCCAUCCCCUCACAGUCAUCCGCUUUCAAGCCGGCUGCCCCUUCUCAGCCACCCCAGCCCCCAUUUGCGCUGAAGUCGAGCCUCCCUGCACCGGACUCCUCUCCCAGGCCCAGCACUGGCCGCUCCGCCUUCACUUCCCCGUCUGCCUCUUCCUCCUCAUCUAACUCCUCCUCUCCAGCCAGAGUGACAGCCCCUCCCUCCAACCCUAAUGUCCCACAGCCCUCCGUCUAUAACUCACCUAUCAACCUCUACUCCAAUAACAAUGCUUGUGAGGUGGUCAUGGGACAGAGACGCGGCCUUUUGGAGAGCCAGGGAAUCUCAGAGCACUUCAAUGGGAAACCUAAUGUGGAACCCGAGGAUCACGCCUCCCCACUGAGCGAGGCUAGCAAGAAGCGUCUGAUUGAGGACACGGAGGACUGGCACCCGAGAACUGGAACUUCCCAGUCCCGCUCCUUCCGCAUCUUGGCCCAGCUCACAGGCACAGAAAAUGAGCAAGCUGCAGAGAACAGUGGAAAGAAUGAGGCAGUCGACCAAACCACCCCCACUGUGCACACCUCGCCUGCAGCAAAAACAUUCUCCAAAUCUGCAGCAUCACCCAGAAACGGCAACGUCGCCCCUGGCUCCACGUUCAAGAGCCCGGCGGCCCAGAACAAGCCCGCCUUCCAGUCUGGAGGUCCACCAGGUUUUCCUAAAGGAGGAGCAGCUCCUUCAUUUGGCAAAGUUACCAACGCUGGUCCCAAAGGUCCUGACCGCCCCACCCCACAGCCACAUCCACAGGACCUCAACUCUCUGGUGCAGCAGGCGGAGCACAUCCCAGCCGGCACACGCACCCCAAUGUGCAACAAGUGCAACAAUGUAAUCAGGGGCCCAUUUCUUGUGGCCAUGGGCAUGUCAUGGCACCCCGAGGAAUUCAACUGUGCUCAGUGCCACUCCUCCCUGGCAGUGGGUGGAUUUGUGGAGGAGAGGGGCCAGGUGUACUGUGAACGUUGCUACGAGCAGUUCUUGGCUCCCACCUGCGGCCGCUGCAACAUGAAGAUCCUGGGGGAAGUCAUGAAUGCCCUGAAACAGACCUGGCAUGUGUCCUGCUUCGUCUGUGUCUCCUGCCAACAGCCAAUCAGGGGCAACACGUUUCACAUGGAGGAUGGACAGCCGUACUGUGAAAGAGACUACUACCAACUGUUUGGGUCCAACUGCCACGGCUGUGACUUCCCCAUCGAGGCAGGGGACAAGUUCCUGGAUGCUCUAGGAUUCACCUGGCAUGACACCUGCUUCGUGUGUGCGGUCUGCUCUACUAAUCUGGAAGGUCAAGCGUUCUUCUCCAAAAAAGACAAGCCUUUGUGCAAGAAACAUGCCCACACUGUCAACAUCUGACCUGCCUGCUUGGAUAUAAAUGGGACAGGGCAACAGUUUACAGCAAUUUAUAUUUCAGUCAGAUGUUAUAUAUUUUCAGAACUAACAUUGGGUCAGAGGUUCCACUAUAAGCUUUACUUUUGCUCUAAUUUUGUUAUGCCAUAUCAGUUUUAUAGAUAAAUAUGCAAGAGUACAUUUCAAUACACUGUUAGCCCCCUGCCAUUUCUGUGCAAGUGGAUUUUUAAUACACAUGUAUUGUGCUUAAGUUUGUAUUUGUGCUGAGCUCUUGAUGGGACUUUUUGUUUCACACAGAAUAGGAUAGUUUACUGCAAUUACCUACUGAGCCCCUCAGGGGUCACUUAUUAGCUAAAAAUAUUAAAGUGGAAAGGUAUGCUAUUAGUAAAGCAAGUGAAAGCUUUAGAAAUUAUGAUUAUUUAACAUUUAAGGGGAAAAAUUAUUUAUUUUUAAGCAAGGAUUUCUCAGUCAACUUGUUCUGGCAACAAAAAAUGUCUGGCCUUUGGAGUAAAAAUGGGAAAUUUUAACAGUAUAUUAUUGUUUUUUUAAAUGGUUUUAAAUAAAUGUGAUAUAUAUGGAAUCCCCUUUUGGUUAGUAAAGUAAAAAAAACUUAAAAAAAAGAAAAUGGAUGAAAAAAGAUUUUGUAAGUCAUUAUAAUGUCAAACGUUGUCUCAAUAAUGAUUUUAGUAUCUCACAAUAAGGAUAUGUCAUUAUUUUGAGAUACUAAGUUAUAUUUCGAGAAGGUUUCUCAUUAUGAUGACUUACUGGAUUUGUUCAUUUUUUCAUCACAUUGGCAGCAAUAGGCUUCCAUAGUAUUUUUCCAUUCCAAGUGAAUGAAAGCACAAAAAAGUUAAAGUAAUGUACAGCAGUGUGAAACUGUCCAGGUCAACUUUCCUUGUUAAUGCAUAAAAAUUAUAUAAAAGUCUGGUCAUCACUCCACAAUAGAUUGAGUAGUGUUUAUGUAUAUUUUGUUAUGCCUAUAUUUCAGGGGCCAAAGCAUGCUUCCAGCGAAUAUCCACAUGAAACUGUACUUCAUCCCACUAGUUUCUGACAUUAAAAUCCUCCAAAAUUGAA